Molecule: messenger RNA, 1453 nt
Organism: Hevea brasiliensis (rubber tree)
Lineage: Eukaryota; Viridiplantae; Streptophyta; Magnoliopsida; Malpighiales; Euphorbiaceae
Product: probable ribose-5-phosphate isomerase 2
Exons: 1
Coding region: 300-1115 (271 amino acids)
Biological process (GO): pentose-phosphate shunt, non-oxidative branch
Molecular function (GO): ribose-5-phosphate isomerase activity
Source: RefSeq, a predicted model, not a curated record
UUUCCUUCCUUCCAGGAAUCUCUCACUAAACGCGCCUUCAACCCUUCUUCCUCCUCCUCUAUAUAUACUCUCUUCCAUGAUCCCAACUCCGCCCCUCCCUCUAGCCUCCAUUCUCUUCAACCCUGAUUUUAUCAUGUGGGUUUCCUUCUUCGUCACCUUUCUUUCAAAUCCUUUUCCUUUUUCAUCUAGAUUUUCUCGGCCUUGCAAAUGAUUCUGGUUUAGAUUUUCAUUAACCAUAUUCUUUUCAACUGAAUUAACCCAUUUGUUCCUUUUUUUUGGGGGGUUCCCAUAUUUAAGAAAUGGCCAUUCCUUAUCCUCAUUUCAGUUUUGUUGCCUCAGAAUCCAUGGAGACAGGCUUGUCCCCUCUGUCUCCAUCCCCAGUAAUACUUACCCAAGAUGAGCUUAAGAAAAUCGCUGCCUAUAAAGCCGUUGAGUAUGUUGAAUCCGGCAUGGUUAUCGGCCUCGGCACUGGCUCGACAGCCAAGCAUGCUGUGGACCGAAUUGGUGAGCUUUUGCGCCAAGGCAAGCUCAAGAAUAUUAUCGGCAUACCCACCUCAAAAAAGACCCAUGAACAAGCUCUUUCUUUGGGAAUCCCCUUAUCAGACCUUGACUCCUAUCCGAUUAUCGAUCUCGCAAUUGAUGGGGCCGAUGAGGUUGAUCCCAAUCUCAAUUUAGUGAAAGGCCGAGGUGGGUCUUUGUUGAGGGAGAAAAUGAUAGAGGGUGCUUGCAAGAAGUUCGUUGUAAUUGUUGAUGAGUCCAAAAUGGUGAAAUAUAUUGGGGGUAGCGGAUUAGCUAUGCCUGUUGAAAUUGUGCCAUUUUGUUGGAAAUUCACUGCCAAGAAGUUGCAAGAGUUGUUUGGGUACGCAGGAUGUGCGGCCAAGCUGAGGACCAAGGGUUCUAACGGCAAGGAGAAUGCUGGGGAGCCUUUUGUUACUGAUAAUGGGAAUUAUAUUGUGGAUUUGUACUUCAAGAGAGAUAUUGGGGACUUGAAAGCUGCAAGUGAUGCAAUUUUGAGGCUGGCAGGCGUUGUUGAGCAUGGCAUGUUUCUUGAUAUGGCAACUACAGUCAUUGUUGCAGGGGAACUUGGGGUGACCAUAAAGAAUAAGCAUAUGUAGUUCUCCGGAUGUUGAUGGAGAUGGAAGUGGUUUUGUUGGAUUGAUAUAUUUAGGAAUUAGUUUAAAAUUUCUAAUGAUUCCUGAUUAAAUUGGGGAAAUGAGUGGUGGUCAUUAUUUUGAGAGGGAAGGGAUUUUUUAGUUUCUCAGCAUCAAAUUUAUAUAUUAUAUGAUUUAUGAGGAAAGUUUCCUCAAUUUAUGGCACUAGGCAUCAAGGUGAAAUUCUGAAUUUACUAGAAAAAAUAGUUUUCGUGGCAGGUUAGUGAUCAUACUUAUGUAUGUUAGCUGCAGCUGGAAUGACAAUUUAUUCAAUAUAAAACUUGCCUCAUUGUUACUUAAAA